Messenger RNA from Perkinsus marinus ATCC 50983, 159 nucleotides. RefSeq lists its product as hypothetical. Bases 1 to 159 code for a protein of 52 amino acids. The record is from RefSeq and is a predicted model, not a curated record. The transcript has 2 exons. Lineage: Eukaryota; Perkinsozoa; Perkinsida; Perkinsidae.
AUGUCGGCGAUACCAGAGAGCCCAUUUCGGGAAAUGGGCGUUGGUCCGGAAACUCUUGCUAGAGUGGAAGAAGCGCUGAAGAAAAAGGCUCCUAGAAUGGAUCUCUGUGGUAGAUUGAAGGGUUGCAGUACUCGAGUGAAGGCCUCGAGACAGGAGUAG